AUGAACGAGUCUCGCAGCAGCAGCAUGUCCCUCGCCGAGGCCCGAUUCCAUUCGGACUCGUGGAUUCUUCGCUUGUCCGGCUGCCUGACACCCUUGAACAGCGAGGACCGACUACCAGAACGGCAAUCACGAGGGGGAUACACUGUGCUGACGGCAACAUUAGCGAUUACUGCAUCAUUGCUCGAGCUGACCUCCUUGCUGAGCCGCUCCCUCUUUGGAACCCGACGGCUGAGCAUUUUCAACGGCGGUCUAUUCUUCACUCUCAGACUGCUGUUGCUGGCCAAGGUGUCAUCCCAGCUUGCCACCUUCCUCGCCAUGUCUCGGGAAGUGCGGGCACUCGUGGCCCGAGCAGCGGAGUACGAGCGUACGUGCCGCCAGCCCGCGACACAUCGCGCUUCUCUGCGCUGCAAGACCGCCUACAGUACAAGAACCCACGAAGUGUUUCAAGAGAUAUCUUCACCUUCCAGGGCGCUUCAUCUUCUCGUGGUGACGGCUUUCUUCACCACACGUUGGUACGUGUUUCUCAUGUGGGUGCACGAGAGCAUACCAGCAUUCCUCUCAGCGUCACUGUCCAUCGUUACGGCACUAGCGGCCGCAGCUGUCACAGUCUGGGACAGUGCACCAGGCAUUCUGGCCAAGUGCUUCGCCGAGGUCUUUGUCCAGUACCUGAGAGCCGAAAACAUGGCUCUGGAGGCCGCAGCCCACGGGCAGGUGGUGGUCGUCGGCGCAGAACAAAGGAGGGACGACCUUCGCACUGUGCUCGCAGAUUGUCGGGCUAACGUGGAAGCCGUGCUGCGUUUGGUCAAAGCUGCUCAGAGCCUCCUGGGAACGCCGCUGCUGCUGUCCUUCGGCGCCAACAUGGGUGUCGUGUGUGCCGUGCUCUACUCUCUGACCGACUCCUCGACGCCCACCGGCCUAAUCAUGUCCGGCAUCCUGUAUUCCAGCCUCAACUUCGCCGACGCCUUAGACGUCGCUUUUGCCUCGGAGUCACUCGCAAAUGAGGUGGCCGAGAUGAAGUGGACGCUCCGGUCUCUACCAUUCCAGGGCCACCUGGAUAAAUUCGCAAAAGACGUGCGGUCAUUUCACGAAAUCUUGGACCCGUCAGCUAUGUUUCUCAGAGCUCAUGGUUUCUUUCGUGUAAACAUGGCGCAGAUGAUAUCGAUGAGUGCAGCGGUGAUAACGUACACUGUUAUCCUCAUACAGACAAGUCAAAGUGUCAAGGGAACAACAUCGUCAGACUCUGCACGUUCCAGCCAGAGAUAAUAAAAGCCACAUGUACGAG
This is a messenger RNA of Rhipicephalus sanguineus (brown dog tick), 1282 nucleotides long. RefSeq lists its product as uncharacterized. Lineage: Eukaryota; Metazoa; Arthropoda; Arachnida; Ixodida; Ixodidae. The transcript has 6 exons. Gene Ontology annotation, cellular component: membrane. Gene Ontology annotation, biological process: sensory perception of taste. Bases 1 to 1263 code for a protein of 420 amino acids. The record is from RefSeq and is a predicted model, not a curated record.